AUGGAGCGAGUGAUCGACGAGCUCGAGAUGAUAUCGUCUCCGUUGGCCGAGUCGGAAGACUCUUUGAUAUCCGAAAUGUCGACGAGACAUGACGUGGCAAGAUCCUCGUGGCUGGAAUUGAGAGGAACCAGAAGGCGUCUGGAGGAUGGCAAUGAGAGCGAUUUCGAGGAUGAUGAUGAGAUUUACGGGCCGCCUCCGCUUCCCGAAAGAGACUAUUCCAGGUUGAAAUUGUCAAGAAAGAGCCACGGAUAUGUGAAUGUUUCAGACUCCGACCCCUUGUGUACCGAAAACGUGGCGAGGAGUUUGCGAUGCGACGCUCGAAAUCCUACGAAAGACCGGGCCGCCCGCGCACUCCCGAGAAGAAGUGGACGCGAAAUGCGAGAAACCUGGUGAAUAAGGCAAAGGAAAUCAAUCCGGUGUACGCGACUCCGAUUCGGAAGAAAGUUCCGGCGAAAGUCCAACCGCCGAUCAUCGAAGAGUUUGUGGAAGAAGUGCCCAGGUACGUGCGGCCGCUCAGGACCGCUCCGGAAGAAGUGCCCGUGAUCGACCUGAGCACGGAAGUGGAGUUCUCCUCAAAAGUGCCCGACAAACCGAGGGAAUUCAAACGCGAGGACUCGCUCACUUCGCUUCUUAAACGGCAGCUGUCCUCGAAAAAAGAGAGGCUCCUUCCCGAAUACGUGGAGCCGAAGGACCCGAUCAUCAAAGAGCUGCAGGAGUUUCUGAAGAUCGCGCCGAAGCCGGAGAGCCAGACGGAAACGGCGUCGACCGGAGAGAGCUCCUCUUCGACGAGGUCCACUUCCACAACUUCCACGGUCAUUCAGAAGGAUAUCAGCUCGGUAGGCGACUUUUAUUAAAGUCUCAAACAAAAGCGUUAUUCAGGAGGAGAAAGAGGGUGUUCAAGUUGCCGUCCCAAAAGAGAAAGCGGUGCAGGCGGACGAGCACAGAUUGAUUGUACGGGGCUGGCAGGCGCUGCUCAAGUCUUCCUCCUCGUCCACCACGUCUUCCACUUCUUCUACCACUGUCUAG
This is a messenger RNA of Caenorhabditis sp. 36 PRJEB53466, 1026 nucleotides long. Lineage: Eukaryota; Metazoa; Nematoda; Chromadorea; Rhabditida; Rhabditidae. The record is from the annotation of a GenBank genome assembly.